AUGCUUCGUUCCGUCCGUCUCACCUCCACCACCCUCCGCGCCGCUCGUGGCUACGCGUCGACCGCCGCUCACCCCGUGACCGGCGGCGCGUCGCAGCUCUCGCCCCUCGCCGCCAAGGCCGCCGAGGAGGUCUCGUCCAAGUGGAAGGGUACCUCGGCGCUCGGCGGCAACACCAAGAACUACAUUGGUGGCGAGUUUGUUGAGUCGUCGUGCUCCAAGUGGGUGGAGGUCCACGACCCCUCCUCGCAGACGCUCCUUACCCGUGUUCCCGAGACCACCGAGGCCGAGUUCAACGCUGCUGUCGGUGCCGCUGCCGAGGCCUACAAGACCUGGUCGCAGACCUCGAUCAUGCGCCGCCAGCGCGUCAUGUUCGAGCUGAUGAACCUCAUCCGCCAGCACACCCCUGAGAUUGCCCAGUCGAUCGUUCUCGAGCAGGGCAAGACCUUUGCCGACGCCCAGGGCGACGUUGGCCGUGGUCUCCAGGUCGUCGAGGCCGCUACCGCCGUCACCUCGGGUCUCCUUGGUGACAAGCUCGAGGUCACCACCGACAUGGACACCUACUCGCGCCGCCACCCCCUCGGUGUCACUGCCGCCAUCACCCCCUUCAACUUCCCCGCCAUGAUCGUUCUCUGGUCGGCUGCCCUCGCCACCGUCACCGGCAACACCCUUGUUGUCAAGCCCUCGGAGCGUGACCCCGGAGCCACCAUGAUCAUUGCUGAGCUCGCCGCCAAGGCCGGCCUCCCCGACGGUGUCCUCAACGUCGUUCACGGCACUGCCCCCACCGUCAACCGUGUCUGCGACCACCCCGACAUCAAGGCCAUCUCGUUCGUUGGUGGUGACGCCGCAGGCAAGCACAUCUACGACCGUGCCAUUGUCCAGGGCAAGCGUGUCCAGGCCAACCUUGGUGCCAAGAACCACUGUGUCGUCAUGCCCGACGCCAACAAGAACCUCACCCUCAACGCUAUUGCGGGUGCCGCGUUCGGCGCCGCCGGCCAGCGCUGCAUGGCCCUCUCGGUCGCCAUCUUUGUCGGCGAGUCGCGUGCUUGGAUCCCCGAGCUCAUUGAGCGCGCCAAGGGCCUCAAGGUCUCGGGUGGCUUUGAGCAGGGCGCCGACCUCGGCCCCGUCAUCUCCCCCCAGGCCAAGGAGCGCAUUGAGGGCCUCAUCGCGUCGGUCGAGACUGAGGGCGGCAAGAUCCUCCUUGACGGCCGUGGUGUCGAGGUUCCCGGCUACCCCGCCGGCAACUUUGUCGGCCCCACCGUCGUCGAGGUCGACACCAACAUGAGCGCCUACAAGAACGAGAUCUUCGGCCCUGUGCUCAACAUCAUCUCAGCCGAGACCCUCGACGAGGCUGUUGCCAUCAUCAACCGCAACAAGUACGGUAACGGUGCCGCCAUCUUCACCACCAACGGUGCUACUGGCCGCAAGUUUGAGAUCCAGGCCGAGCCCGGACAGAUCGGCAUCAACGUCGCCAUCCCCGUUCCCCUCCCCAUGUUCAACUGGUCGGGCUCCAAGGGCUCGUUCAUGGGCGACAUUCCCUUCUACGGCAAGACUGGUCUCGACUUCUACACCACUCGCAAGACCACCACUGCCCUCUGGCCCCACGAGGACGCUUCGCACGCCGAGGCCGCCGUCGCCAUGCCCCAGAUCCACUAA
Cutaneotrichosporon cavernicola is the source of this 1653-nucleotide messenger RNA. RefSeq lists its product as uncharacterized. Bases 1 to 1653 code for a protein of 550 amino acids. Gene Ontology annotation, molecular function: malonate-semialdehyde dehydrogenase (acetylating, [NAD(P)+]) activity; methylmalonate-semialdehyde dehydrogenase (acylating, NAD+) activity. Gene Ontology annotation, cellular component: mitochondrion. The record is from RefSeq and is a predicted model, not a curated record. Gene Ontology annotation, biological process: thymine catabolic process; L-valine catabolic process. The transcript has 2 exons. Lineage: Eukaryota; Fungi; Basidiomycota; Tremellomycetes; Trichosporonales; Trichosporonaceae.